AUGUCAAGUGAUCAAGAGUUCUCGGAUUGUGCCUCAACAUCGAUCCAUUGGGACGAUGAGAGAGAUGUGGCUGAAGAAGGGGAUCUCAUUCCAGACUCAGCCUCGACAACAUCGAGUUUUGGAUCAACAGAGCAGGAGUUAAAUCUCGCCUACGAUCCUCCCUUCAAUUCGUCGGAUGAGCUUGAUCGUUUGAGUCAAUGUUUGACGAAUAGUGAGGUGUGGAAUGAGAAAGUU
Molecule: messenger RNA, 234 nt
Organism: Mesorhabditis belari
Lineage: Eukaryota; Metazoa; Nematoda; Chromadorea; Rhabditida; Rhabditidae
Source: the annotation of a GenBank genome assembly